Molecule: messenger RNA, 2444 nt
Organism: Ixodes scapularis (black-legged tick)
Lineage: Eukaryota; Metazoa; Arthropoda; Arachnida; Ixodida; Ixodidae
Gene: icln
Product: methylosome subunit pICln
Exons: 7
Coding region: 183-833 (216 amino acids)
Biological process (GO): spliceosomal snRNP assembly; mRNA cis splicing, via spliceosome; chloride transport
Cellular component (GO): plasma membrane; methylosome; pICln-Sm protein complex
Source: RefSeq, a predicted model, not a curated record
AAUAAACGAACACAUCCGUGGCGUUCCCCUGGUUCCCCCUUUGCCGCCGCCCGCGCCACUUUGAUGUGUCUGUUUUGAGUCGUCGCGCUACUGAAAGGCCCGUUCUGCGCUCUGUGACGCCUUCCACUGUUUGAUCGGACGUCCGUAUUCGAACCACAUCGGAUUUCUAGCAGCGGGUCGAGAUGGUUAUCCUAACCAGUUUUCCGCCUCCCGAGCAAGGGAUUCGCCACCGCGAAGAGGCUACGGCAGCCUACAUCCAGAGGCGAGAGCUGGGCAAAGGCACUUUGUACAUAGCCGAAAGUCGAGUGUCCUGGGUCGGAGAAAACAGUGCUGGCUUUUCUUUGGAAUAUCCGUCUGUCGCUCUGCACGCCGUGUCAAGGGACCUCAGCUCCUUCCCACAGGAAUGCCUCUACCUCAUGAUAGACGGGAACCUGGACGAAGCGGAGCCCACAACCAAUGAGAAUGGAAGCGACGCCAACGACGAUGAUGACGAGCCUGCGGCAUCUGAGAUACGGUUUGUGCCAGAGAACAAGUCUAGUUUGGACGCCAUGUACAAAGCCAUGUCCGAAUGUCAAGCCCUGCAUCCGGACCCCACUGACUCCAUUUCUGAGGAAGAGGAGGGGGAGGAGGAGGAGGGCUGCUUCGAUGACGCCGACGAGGAGGAAGAUGAUGAAGGCGCGGAGUACGACGUGCGGGCAGCCGAACAGCAGCGGGGCUGUCGGAACAUAGAGGGGGCUGGUGAAGAUGGCGACGGAGAGUGGGUGGAGCCAAACAAGCCGACAGACGAACCAAUGGAGGUCGGGCAGUUUGACGAUGCAGAGCCCGAUCAUUAGGUCCCCAUUCGCUUUAACGCGCAGCCACGUACGUCAUGUCCCUUGCAUUCACUUUGUAGAGUUUGUAUUUGCAUUGUGUGGGUCUCCUCAUCCAAUGAAGAACUGUGUGCCGGAGGUACUCGUGCCAACUGCUGUGAAUUGGGCCUGUGUCCCAUUCGAAGUGUCUGUACAUAUGAUAGAAUGGGAAUAAAAGCUUGGCUUUCUGGAAGGGGACGGAGCGGUUUUAGAGUCAACAAUUGGCUCUUUCUGUAUUUUUGUUUUGUUUAAUACAGAUGUAUUAUUGUCACGUCGGCAGCUUGGCAGAUUGGAGGAGCGUUCAAACCUGCGGAGCAUUUCAUGAAAUAAAACGUAUUGUUAUUUUUAUUACUCAAGGCACGAGAUGCCACGUGUUGGGCAAAAGUGAAACUGUGUAUGAGGUUAACCAAAGCCUUCGCAUUUUCGUGUGUUGCGCGGGUAAUGCGCGACCAUUUGUAUCUGCAUUGUUGAAAUGAAUGCUGUGCCAAAUUGAGCUGUGCCAGGCUUCCGUGGUAACCUUAAGUUACCAUGGAAGUGCCCACUAUUAUUGUUUCCAAAAUUUGGGAAUUCUGCAAAUUAUAUGUUAAGCACCUGAUUUGACCAGACAGGCACCCAUGUCUAGAUUAAUGCAAUUUUCAGUAAAAGUGGGGUGGGCACUUUCUUGGUAUAUUUGCAAGCAUACAUACCUGUUAAAUUCAAUUUUGCAAAGGGCAGAGGCUGCGCUCCAGCAAAGCAAUAGGAGCAUUGGGACGAGGCAUGUGACAACAUAUAGUAGAACCAUGUCAACAUGUCUUUUUCAGGGUAUCAUAAAAAUUUGUGUACCAAUCCAGCAAAACGUACCUCUCAAUUAUGCUUGUGGUGUCUAUGAGGCAGGAAGCAACUCUUGCACAUAAAUUUAUUUUAUAUGGACUUUCACGACUGUGGAGAGCUACCAUAUUUAUUCACAUACCGUAGGUCUUUUUUGUUUUUUGAACUGCUAUUUACAAGUAUGGGACUAUCUAUAAACUUUCCAAGCCCACUGAGCUAGCCCAGCUGCUUCCCCCACGCCUAGCAUGCUGACGCAAUGUGGUGAAGCUUGGCACUCGCCAGGGCAAUAUGGCGAAGUGCGUGAUGCAUGUGUCGCACAUGGUGCACGUCUUGAAUUUAUGUGAAAUUAAAUUAGCAGCGUCAAGAGAAGUGAGCACUGUGGCACAACGGAAGCAAGCCCAUGCUUCGGAUAAACAGAUGGAAAGAUGAACGGGCAAUGGUGACGUGGUUGGCACACAUGUCUACAUUGUCUGCCCUAGCCCGGGAGAUAGGUUUCUAGAGUUUGGAAAUUAUUUCCGUAACAUGAAAUCUGCAUUUAAUAUAUGGAUGUGAAACUCCUGUUCACAAGAUUGGCAAAAGCAUGACGUUAGAAAGCAAUGGCACACAAAAGCGAGUAAACGGUAGUAUGAGCACUAGGGACAUUUCAUUGAUUCUUUAAGCCUUUCCCAUCAAUCGUCCCCAUUCAGACAUCAUUAUCAUGACCGGUGUCUGUGUUCCUCACAGGUGUAGUACCCAACACGGUAUCUUGAAGAAAAUUGUUACAAACAAUAAAUAAAUCAUAAAAUUUUA